Messenger RNA from Apus apus (common swift), 2520 nucleotides. It is a transcript of the gene SLC25A30, whose product is annotated as solute carrier family 25 member 30. Gene Ontology annotation, cellular component: mitochondrial membrane. Lineage: Eukaryota; Metazoa; Chordata; Aves; Apodiformes; Apodidae. The coding region runs from base 118 to 990 and encodes 290 amino acids. The transcript is spliced from 10 exons. The record is from RefSeq and is a predicted model, not a curated record. Gene Ontology annotation, biological process: mitochondrial transport.
CGGCCGUUGGGCGGGGCGGCCGGAGGGCCGGGGCUCUGCGGCUGGCGGGGCGGGCGGCCCGGAGCGGCGCCGCUGCGAUCCGGGAAGGUGGGGACCUCGGAGAAAGAAAAAUCAAUCAUGUCAGCACUAAACUGGAAGCCCUUUAUCUAUGGAGGUUUAGCAUCAAUCACUGCGGAAUGUGGUACUUUCCCCAUUGAUCUGACCAAAACUCGUCUGCAAGUUCAAGGUCAAGUUAAUGAUGCCAAAUACAAAGACAUCCGCUACCGUGGAAUGUUGCAUGCACUAGUCAGAAUAUGCAGAGAAGAAGGAUUAAAAGCCUUAUACUCUGGAAUUGCACCAGCAAUGCUACGCCAAGCUUCAUAUGGAACUAUAAAAAUAGGAACUUACCACAGCUUAAAAAAGAUGUUUGUUGAGAAUCCAGAAGAUGAAACCCUGAUGAUAAAUGUUCUAUGUGGUGUUCUUUCGGGAGUAAUCUCAUCAUCUAUUGCCAAUCCUACAGAUGUCUUAAAGAUCAGAAUGCAAGCCCAAGGUAGUGUGAUUCAAGGAGGAAUGAUGGGCAACUUCAUGCAGAUCUACAAAAAGGAAGGCACUAAAGGAUUAUGGAAGGGAGUAUCGUUGACAGCACAGAGAGCUGCAAUUGUUGUUGGAGUGGAACUGCCAGUGUAUGACCUUGCCAAGAAGCACAUUAUUAAGUCUGGAUUUAUGGGAGAUACAGUAUAUACUCACUUCCUCUCAAGUUUUACUUGUGGGUUAGCUGGAGCCCUUGCAUCCAACCCAAUUGAUGUUGUAAGAACACGCCUGAUGAACCAGGGAAGUCAACAACAUGGACUCUCAAACUACAAGGGUACUUUAGAUUGCUUGUUACAAACGUGGAAGAACGAAGGCUUUUUUGCUCUAUAUAAAGGUUUUUGGCCAAACUGGUUAAGACUUGGUCCUUGGAAUAUCAUUUUCUUUGUGACCUAUGAGCAGCUGAAGAAAUUAGAUUUCUGACCUGCUGAACUGUAUCCUGAAUUCUGUUGAUGUACUGUUUGAAUUUAGAGCAACUUGUAAGUUGUCUUGAGUAUCAGCUCUUUAUUCUCCAAGAUGCAGGCCGAAGGAAGCAGUCAUUACAGAACUGUUGUGAAUGUGAACAGCCUGGAGGUGAUUUCAAGGCAAACUGGCUCCAGUAACAAUGGCUUCACCAAGUGAUGCAGUGGACAAUGUGUGCUAUUUUCUGGACUGAACCAAGCAUGGUGGGAUGCCUUCUGUCAACUGCCUAAGUGUUCUUGAAUGUGAAGACCUGCAAUGCAACUUUAUGCUGUUGAUACUCAGAUGUACAGUGUUUUAUAAGAGGCAAAGAGCAACCCUUUGAAAAGGAAGAUGGGUAGUACCAAGGAGCUGGGCUUCUCCUGUUUUUGCAAGUGUAUACAUACAGCUUGACUGCAAUGGCUUAUAGUUUCCAGUUAACUGAAAAUGUCACAAGACAUCUUUGCAGGCCUUUAGUUCAGCAAAAUACCUGCUGCAGUACAAAAUCUGCUUCUGUUUUUUCAGAGCUUCACUGUAUUUUGUGUCCUUAAAUGCCUGCAUAGUUUGCUGGGGAUAAUCCUGCUUCAUUUCAAAGUGUGGUUGCUACAGUUGGCAGUUUUGCAUAGCUUGAGGAAAGCUUUUUCCAAAUGUAUCAUUCUUGGUUUUCAAUGUAAAUGAUUCUUCAGCAUAUUUAUAUGUAAAUUGCCAUAAGGAAUGAAGUUCAAACAAGUCUGUGCUUACCUGUUUUGGAGAGAAACUUUCCAUGCUUCUUCCAUUGCUGGGAAGAAUGACUUGUAAUAGUUCCUGGCUGUCAGGUAUCACCUGGAAGGUGCAAGUUUUACACUAAGCAGUUCAAGUUGUGUCAUGUAAGUGCCUGUGUACAAAGAACCAAACUCCUCCAGCUCUCAAAACAGCUUUCCUCUUUAAAGACACCCAAACCCAGAACUGCUGAGCAUUUUGAGCAAACAGGCUCAAGUUGCUGUUACAUGCAAGUAGGCACUUCAUGUAGAAACCAGUCACAACUUUCUUAAAGCAUUACCUUUUUGGGUUAAAUGUGUACCAGAACUUCAGAGCCAUUCACUCAACAGUUAGGUCAAGGUUCUUACAAAUGCUGCUGUUAAUCUCAAGAAAGGAAGCUUGUAAGAUGCAAAUCCAAGUGGUCCUUUUGUACUGGCAGAGGGUAGCAAAGCAGUUUUGCAUUUCUGUGGCAUUCUUUUAGUCUCUUAAAUGUUUUUGGUUAGUCAUACAUUCCACUUAAAGAGAUUUCAUUUUGAUUUCAAAAUUACCACAAUCCCAUAGAAUUAAUUUUGAAUUCACAAAUGGAUUUUUAAAUGCACAAGGCACUUUCCUUAAGGCAUGAUGUUUUUCUAUGUAUAUGGAUAUGCUUAUGUGCAGUUUUUUUCCUUGCAGCUGUUUCUAUACCUUAAUAGAAAUAUUUGUAAAUAUUUUUGUACACUUUGUAGACUAAGUGUAUGUUUUACAUUUUUAAGCUUAUAAAAAGUUUAAAAGCCAUUA